This is a messenger RNA of Culex pipiens pallens (northern house mosquito), 1588 nucleotides long. RefSeq names its product fas-associated death domain protein (gene Fadd). The record is from RefSeq and is a predicted model, not a curated record. The transcript has 2 exons. NCBI's taxonomy places the organism in Eukaryota, Metazoa, Arthropoda, Insecta, Diptera, Culicidae. Gene Ontology annotation, biological process: signal transduction. Gene Ontology annotation, molecular function: protein binding. The coding region runs from base 96 to 863 and encodes 255 amino acids.
UUUUUGUUUGUUUGUAUCCUGGCCACAAUCCAAUUGGAUUAUCCUGCGCGCGAAUUUUCAAACUUUAAGCUUCCGGAUCCGGAAAGUGUUUAAAAAUGGCCGCGGCUCUCCUGCAGGAUCGCGCCGUGUACGAGCAGCUGUGCAAAGAUUAUCUCAAUCUAAAAACGCUUGCCUGCGGCUGUUGCCACUCGCCGGAAGCGGUCCAACGCUGCAAGGACGCACUGCGGGAGGAGAUCAAUUCGGCCCGGAAGCUGGGUCGGCUGAACCAGCUGGAGCAAGUGCUGGCCCUGUUGGAGGCUAGAAACGCAUUGAGCAUGAUCAAGGUUGGGCUGUUGGACCGGUUGCAGCCGGUGGUCAAGGAUGAGGAGUUUGGAAGGAGGUUGUCUGGUUUUAAGAUUUUGCUGGAUCGAAGCUUCACUUCCGUUAGGAGGUACUAUUUGGAAGAUCUUCGACACCGCGAUCGUCGAACGCUGCUAGAAAAAGAGCUGGAGCAGGUCAAGCUUGCAGAUCCUGAGGACAUUCCACAACCGGAAACGCCAAUCAAUCUGGAAAAGAGCAAGCAAACUCCCCAAGUUGAUUCCACAGCGUACCAAGUCUGUCGGCUGGGCAUUUUUGACCUUCUGGCGAGGGAAAUAAGUCGCGACUGGAACGCGCUAGGCCGGAAUUUACAGCUGAGUGCGGGCAGUUUGUACGCGAUCGAGGAGCGACACCCGCGGGACGUUCGAGCACGCGUCCAGGAUGUGCUGGAGCAAGCCGAAGCGGAACAUGGAAUGGGGGCGGGAUUUGUGCGGUUACUGGGUGAGGCGUUGGUCAGCACGAGGAGAAAGGAUUUGAAGCGGAAGUUGGACAAAAUGUUGAGUUGAUGGGGGGUAUUUGGGAAUAUUCCGGGUUAUUUUAAAAGAGAUUUCGCAAAUCGAUUCAUUGUUUUUUUUUUUAAUUAAUGAAACUUGCAUUAUUAAUUUGUCCAUAUAAUUUUCCAUGCAAAUUUGCAGGCCAAGGAUUGAUACCUAAGAGCAUGCAAUGGCACUGACCUUGUUGCGUGCUCUUCGGUUGACGUCCACGUAAGGAACAUCCUGGAAGGAGCGUAACUAACUACAUCCGUAGUUCUGUUAGAUCAUCCGAAUUAUCUUGAUCAGAACAGUAUAGCUCUGGUUCCUUGCGAGUGUCCUAUUUUCUUACCUCCACGUUGGCUUGGUUUUCAUGAUGACCUAGCUGGUGGCCUGUGGAAACGGAUCGUAAACCUUUGACCACCGCGGGUCAGAGUCGAGACGGCUAAAAGAAAGGGGCGCGACAAUGUGGGAAAGGGAAGUAAUUUGUGAUUGUAGACGGUAUUGUUUUGAUUCGCAGUAUGUUGAGUCAACUGCUGUGGAUGUACCUGAAACAUCGCACAACGGGGUUUCUCUUCUCUUCAUUCUCAGCUACCACCUAUCUCCUAUUUUUAUUUUGCUCUAUUGAUUCUCACUUCUUCACUGAUUCUUCUAUUUAAUAUCCAUCAUUUGAUUUUGAUUUUACUAACCAUUGAUUCUCUUAUCUCUCAAAACUUUUCCACUCUUUUUUACCAAUUGAUACUGCUGUAACAAACUUUGUU